Talaromyces atroroseus is the source of this 1236-nucleotide messenger RNA. RefSeq names its product Mitochondrial protein import protein mas5. Gene Ontology annotation, cellular component: nucleus; cytoplasm; cytosol. Gene Ontology annotation, biological process: protein refolding; response to heat. The transcript has 4 exons. The record is from RefSeq and is a predicted model, not a curated record. NCBI's taxonomy places the organism in Eukaryota, Fungi, Ascomycota, Eurotiomycetes, Eurotiales, Trichocomaceae. Gene Ontology annotation, molecular function: ATP binding; Hsp70 protein binding. The coding region runs from base 1 to 1236 and encodes 411 amino acids.
AUGGUGAAAGAUACCAAGUUCUACGAUAUUCUCGGGGUUGCCCCGACGGCCACUGAGGCCCAGUUGAAAACCGCAUACAAGAAGGGUGCUUUGAAAUACCAUCCCGAUAAAAAUGCGUCUAAUCCCGAGGCCGCUGAUAAGUUCAAGGAACUCUCGCACGCAUAUGAGAUUCUCUCCGACUCACAGAAACGCCAAAUUUACGAUCAAUAUGGUGAAGAAGGCUUGGAAGGUGGUGCCGGUGGUGCCGGCAUGAACGCUGAAGACCUGUUCGCCCAAUUCUUUGGCGGCGGUGGUGGUGCAUUCGGUGGCAUGUUCGGUGGUGGCAUGCGUGACACGGGCCCCAAGAAGGCUAGAACCAUUAAUCACGUUCAUAAAGUCAGUCUUGAGGAUAUCUACCGAGGAAAGGUGUCCAAGCUCGCUCUUCAGAAGUCGGUUAUUUGCCCCGGAUGUGAUGGGCGUGGCGGAAAGGAAGGUGCCGUUCGUCAAUGUACUGGCUGCAAUGGCUCGGGUAUGAAGACUAUGAUGCGCCAGAUGGGCCCUAUGAUUCAGCGAUUCCAGACCGUCUGUCCCGACUGCCAGGGUGAAGGUGAGAUCCUGCGUGAAAAGGACCGCUGCAAGAAGUGCAAUGGCAAGAAGACCAUUGUUGAGCGCAAGGUGCUGCAUGUGCAUGUCGACAAGGGUGUCAAGAAUGGCCACAGGAUCGAAUUCCGAGGCGAAGGUGACCAAAUGCCUAAUGUUUUGCCCGGAGACGUUGUUUUCGAGAUCGAACAGAAGCCUCACCCGCGAUUCCAGCGCAAAGACGACGAUCUUUUUUACCACGCCGAAAUCGAUCUUCUUACUGCUUUGGCUGGUGGCACAAUCAAUAUUGAACAUUUGGACGAUAGGUGGCUUUCAGUUAACAUCGCACCGGGCGAGCCUAUCACACCCGGUGCUAUCAAGGUGAUCAAGGGCCAGGGUAUGCCCUCGUUCCGUCAUCACGACUUUGGUAACUUGUACAUCCAGUUCGAUGUCAAGUUCCCUCAGGCAUCCGAUUUGAAGAACCUCCAGCUGCUCGAGCAGGUCUUGCCUGAACGCGCACAACAAGUCCAGCCUCCAGCCGAUUCGAUGGUCGAGGACUUUGAUCUGGAAGAAGUCGAUCCCGCCCAAAGUGCACGAGCACAAGGAGCUGCUUACGAAGACGAAGAUGAAGAUGGUGUUCCUCCAGGUGCAGAGCGCGUGCAGUGUGCAUCCCAGUAA